Messenger RNA from Gadus macrocephalus (Pacific cod), 8097 nucleotides. RefSeq names its product AT-rich interactive domain 1B (gene arid1b). Gene Ontology annotation, molecular function: nucleosome binding; DNA binding. Gene Ontology annotation, biological process: regulation of transcription by RNA polymerase II; chromatin remodeling; positive regulation of DNA-templated transcription. The transcript has 22 exons. Bases 370 to 7077 code for a protein of 2235 amino acids. The record is from RefSeq and is a predicted model, not a curated record. Gene Ontology annotation, cellular component: nucleoplasm; SWI/SNF complex; brahma complex. NCBI's taxonomy places the organism in Eukaryota, Metazoa, Chordata, Actinopteri, Gadiformes, Gadidae.
UGACGUCAACCCGAAUAACCAGAAACUUUUGCAGCGGACUGGAAAAUGCUACAGACCUCCACACUACAGAUAGGUCUAAAUCGAUGUGAAACUGCAAGAAACAGUGGAUUCUAUUUUUGUGUUUUGCCAAAAAAGCAAACCAGCGAUAGAUUGGAGUUCUGGGGCCAUUGGUGGGGCUAUACCAGACGAAAACCAUUUCAAAUGAAUAAUGCACAUGAGCGAGUGAGCGAGAAACCCAUCAUGAUGCCCACCCAGCUAGCCGGAGUCCUGUGAACAGUCGUGCCGAUCCAAGUCAAGGUAAAGUGAGUGAGAUCGAUAAACUUGUUUUUUCCCCGGCUAUUUUGGGGUUCGUUUUUGAAUGUGAUCGGUAUGGAAACGACGGGAAUGCUUGGCAACUCUAAAAUCAAAACCCAUGGCGGUGGCGGCGAACCUCCUCCCUCCAUACGCACACCUCCACAGCCACAGCCGCAGGCAUUCAAUCAGGUUAUUGAACAUCAGCACCAACGACAAAGUCAAAAUAACAAAAACAACCACCAACAGCAGUCGAUACACGGUGAAAGUGGAAACCGCCAACAUGGAGGAAAGGAAAACAUUUCGGGGAAUCGAGUCGAGCGCCAUCAACCACUGAAUAAUAAAAGUGAGGAGGUGGAGGGGGAUCCGUCGCGGUACAAACCCGAGGAGCGGAUGGACAGCAGGUACGAGCAUGUCAGCCGGGGAUCAACGAACAACAACAACAACAACAACCCUCGGAAUGACAACAGCUCUGUUACCCAGUUUAAUAAUUAUUAUGGGAAUGGAAGAGGAGGGCCUUGCUUUGAUCAACAUGGCGGACAACAAAGCCAGUAUGGGAUAGUGCAUUCGGUACAGAACACCAUGGAUCAAGUUCAAAACUCCCACGAAAGCUACAACAGCCCAUACAACCACUACCAGAACUAUCGACCUGGCUACGUUAACAGUGGAUAUGGAGGUAUGGCGAGUCCCUCACGCCAGGGCAAUAACCUAAUGGGCCCUGGCAGCAACGCGACCGCUGCUAGUCAAAGCAAAGCCGCUAUGGCUGCUACAGCUUCCCCGGGUGGAGGUGGUACUCGUGCUGGGGGUUUCCAGAGGUUCCCCGGGCCAAAUCAGCAGCAUCCGUCCGGUGCCACUCCAACUUUGAACCAGUUGUUGACAUCGCCAAGCCCCAUGAUGCGGGGUUAUGCUAGUGGCUACCAGGAUUACAACAAUCCUGCUGCACAACAGCAGCCCAACAUGGGGCUUGGUAAAGAGAUGGGGUCCCAGUACGGCUCAGCUAGCCAUGGAUGGGGAGGACAGCAGCGGAAUCACCCCUCGAUUAGCCUGGGAAACAACGGACAAGUCAUUGGCCGAUCUCAGGUCCCGCCCAUGGACGCCAUGGCGAUGAAGCGUUCUCAGCUGUACGGCAUGAGCAACAACCCGUACUCCCAGCAACAGGGGGCGCCGUACCAUGGCCAACCCUAUGGCUCGCCAUUGCCACAACGUUAUCCAAUGGGAAUGUCCGGAAGAGGUCAGAUGACCACAAUGGGUGGAAUGCAAUAUCCUCAGCAGAUGGCGUCGGCGGGCUACAGUCAGCAGGGUAUGGGGGGGUACAGCCAGCCCGGGCAGCCUCCUUACUACAGCUCCCCUCAACACCAGCCCGCCGCCCCCAGCCGGACACCCUACAUGCAGCCUCCCGCACCGCUUCCCCCGCAGGAGGUGCCCCAGGAGGCGUAUGGCACCAGGGGCCAGUCGGCUGUGACCCCUGGGAAGACCAGCCACGAGGACCUGGGUCUGAGCCUGCAGGACAGACCCUCCAGCCUGCCUGACCUGUCAGGCUCCAUCGAUGACUUGCCCACGGGUACGGAGGCGGCCAUCAGCUCUGCGGUCAGCGCGUCGGGGUCGACCAGCAGCCAGGGGGAGACCAGCAACCCGGCCCAGUCCCCCUUCUCCCCCCACGUCUCCCCCCACGUCUCCCCCCGCCUCCCCGCCAUGCGCAGCGGGGGGGCGUCCUCCUCCUCCCCCGUGGCCUCCCCCGUGGGCUCCGGCCAAUCACGCUCCGGGCCCAUCUCCCCCGCCAGCGGUCCCGGGACCCAGGCGGGCCCCCUGACCCCAGGCAGUGUGUCCCAGGACAUGGGCCCCCACACCUCCAUGGGGCAGUCCCCCAUGUCCCAGGACAGAGGGUUUCCUCCCGGCAUGCAACGUGCCGCCCCGGGACCUCAGUUUGGCCCCCAGCCCCCGGGGCCUCCAAUGUCCCCUCACGGCUCCCCCGGGGGGCCCAUGCACCACGGCUCGUCCUACCAGCAGGGAGGGGGCCCCUCCUACGCCCAGUACGGGCCUCCAGGUAACUACCCGAGGCCCUCUCACUACGGCGGGGCCCCCACUGCCGGCUACAGCGGCCCCGGCCCGGCUAACAGCAUGGGGACCAACGCCGGCAGCCCCAUGCACGGCCAGGGGCCCUCCACCCCUUCGGGCCGCAGCCUGGCCCCCGGGGGCCCCGGCGGUCCUGGGGCUCCCGGGGGCCGGCCCUUCCCCGGCGCCCCCUCCCACAUGGCCCCCACGUCCCCUGGCAUGCCUCAGCCGGCUGGCCAGGGCGUGGGGCCCCUGGGAACCAAAGGCAUCCGCAAGCCGUGCGAGACGGGCCCCCACGCUGUUCCAGGGGCCAACGCUGCCUCGUCCUCGCCGUCCGCCACCCAGUCCAGACCCCCCUUCCCCCGCUCCCCCCUCUACCCCCAUCACCCCUGGCCCCCGGGGUCAGGGCCCGCACUCUCCCCCUCCCCUCGUCGUCCCCACCCCCACCCUCACCUCCACCCUCACUCCCCCCACCACCACCACCACCACCAGCACCACCACCACCAGCAGCACCAGCAGGGUAGUGGUGUGACCCCAGCUCCCCCCUCCCCCCACCACCCCUCCAAUCACCAUGGACAGGGUAGUUUCCCAGGUAUGGGGCCGAUGGGAGGAAUGGGCCCCGCGGGCCCCUACACCCAACAGCCAGGUAACAACUGUGGAAGAGUAACCUCUCAAGGGCCCGCCUACAAUGUCCCGCCCACAGGGCCCCCGAUGAUGUCCCCAGACAGGAUGGGCAGCCCCCCGGCAAAACAGAGGGUUAGCCAAGACGGCCCCGACCCCAACACCACUGCCCCCACCACUGCCACCACCGAGCCACCCAAACCAAAGAAGCCGGGGGGAGCCCUGGUCUGCGGGACGGGGGACAAGGCGGCGCGUCUGUACGAGCUGGGCGGGGAGCCGGAGCGCGGGCCCUGGGUGGACCGCUACCUGGCCUUCAUGGAGGAGCGCGGGACCCCCGUGCCCGGCCUGCCCACCGUGGGCAGGAAGCCCCUGGACCUCUACCGCCUCUACAUGUGCGUGAGGGAGAUCGGCGGGAUGGCCAUGGUGAAUAAGAACAAGAAGUGGCGGGAGCUGACGAACUUCCUGAGCGUGGGCACGUCCAGCAGCGCCGCCAGCUCCCUGAAGAAGCACUACAUCCACUUCCUGUUCACCUACGAGUGCCAGGCCGAGCGGGGAGAGGAGCCCCCCGCCCUGGGGGUCCUGGCCUCGGGGCCGGGCCCCGGGGACCCCAAGAUGGCCUCCCCCCAGCAGGCCAGGGUCCUGCCCCCCUCCCCCGCUCCCAUGGGCGCCCUGCAGCGGCCGGGCGCCCCCCAGUCCAGUGGGAGGCCCGAGACCCCCGGGGAGCCCAGGCGUCCCACCCCCCACCGACCCCUGACCCCCCACCGACCCCUGACCCCCCAGCCGGGAAGCAGCGACCCAGCGGUGUUCCACGGAAAACCAGGUCCCGGCCCCGGUGGCGCCCCCUGCCAGCCGGGGCCGGGAGUGCAGGGAGACGGACUGACCAUGAGGAUGCACUACGAUGGACCCCCACGCAAGGGUCCUGGUCCCGGCGAGGUCUACGGCCCGGGUCAGAUGCCCAGCGGGGCCAUGCAGGACAUGCACCCCCGGGGGCCCCCAUCAGGACCCCAGCCAGGGAUGGGGGGCGGCCCCAGGCCUCAGUACCCCUACGGACCGGGCUACGACCGCAGACCGGACCACGUGCUGGGUCCUGAGGGCAGCCUGGCGCCCCCUGCUGGACAGAACAGCAUGGCUCCGUCGGGGAGCGACCCGGGCCUGUACCACGGGAACAGAUACCCAGCCCAGAGGCACGGUCACGACAGCUACGGCCAGCAGCAGUUCCCUCCCAGCAUGCCUUUCACCGCUCACCAGCCCAACAUGUACCCCCAGCAGGGUUACAAGAGGCCCGGGGAGGGGCUAUACCCGCCCGCCAAGCGCCACGAGGGGGACCCCUACCCUGCGCAGUACAGCGGACCCCCGCCCGAGGUUUACGGCCCCUACGCCGGGGGAGGGGGGUACAUGGGCCCCGACAGACGUCCCGUCCCGGGACAGUACCCGUACCCCUACCCCCGCGACCGCAUCCCUCUCGGGGUCGCCCAGGGGCCCCCGAAGCCACCCAUGAUGGGUGGGGGCCCGCUGGCCCCCGGGGACUCUGGGGACCCGGCCCAGGGCCACAUGUGGCCCCACAGGACAGACGUGGCCUACCCCUACCCCGGCCGCCCGGGGCAGGGGCAGGGGCCCCAGUACCCCGGUCGCCCCGCCCAGGGCCACGCUUACCCGGGAAUGGGCAGAGGGGACGACCCCGAGGGUAGGGGCCCUCAGGAGAGCCAGUGGGCCCCGGGGCCCCCGGGACACCGGCAGCCUCCCUUCCCUCCCCACGUCUCCCCCUCCUUGUCUCCCUCCAUGGGGCCCCUGUCCUCCUCCCGCCACCCCCCCUCCCCCUUCCCCGCCGGAGCCGCCAUGGCCAACCACAUCGCCCGGGCCCCCAGCCCCUCCUUCCCUCGGCCGACGGGAGGCUCCCCGUCGCCGGGCCCCGUGGGCCCCUACAUGGCGGUCCUGAAGAAGGGGACCCCCGGGCCGGGCCCCUACCCCGGGGGUCCCGGUCAGACCCUGCCUCUGGUCCAGAGGGAGCUCAGCUUCCCCCCCGGCGCGGUGGAGGCCACGCAGCCCCGGCUCCAGGCCCGCCGCCGGCUCACCCCCAAGGACACAGGAACCCCGGAGGCGUGGCGCGUGAUGAUGGCCCUGAAGUCGGGCCUGUUGGCCGAGGGCACGUGGGCCCUGGACACGCUGAACGUGCUGCUGUACGACGACAGCACGGUGGGCUCCUUCAUCCUCAGCCAGCUGCCUGGCUUCCUGGAGCUGGUGGUGGAGCUCUACCGCCGCUGCCUCAUCCAGAUCUUCGGGAUCCUGGAGGAGUAUGAGCUGGGCUCCCAGGGGCCCCAGCCCAGCCUGGUUGGGCCCCCGGGGGCCAACCCCCCGGCAGAGGAAACGCCACCGGCGCCUCCGACAACGACCACAACAACAACAACCACAACAGUCUUCAGCCCUCUUCUCUCUGACGGCCAAUCACAGCAGGGGGUGCAGAGGCUGCGUCGGCCGUCAACAGAGAGAGAGGAAGAGGAAGAAGAGGAGGAGGAGGUGGUGCUGCUAACAGCCGAGGAGCCAAUCAUUCGUGCUGUGAAGCAGGAAAAAGAGGAGGAGCAGGAGGUCGGCAUGGAGACGGAACCUCCGGUCUCCGUGAUUCGGGCGAACGAAGGGGUCAAGGAGGAGGAGGAGGAGGGCGCGGGAGGAGGGGAAGAGGAGCCCUCAGAACCCGCCGCCACUCCUCCUCCUCCUCCUCAUCCUCUGAAGCAGGCCAGCAGGUACGACCUGCUGCCCCUCCUGCUGGAGGAGGUGGGGGAGGGGGCGGAGGCGGUGGAGGCGCGCUGGGCCCGGCUGGACCAGGACUGCAGCUUCACCAGCGGCCUGCUGCACUGGCAGGCGGGCGGGGGGGACUCCACCCGGCACAUCCUGACCCACAUGGAGCCCCCGGGCGGCGGGCAGCACCGCCACGCCGCCCCCCCGGAGGAGGAGGAGAGCCAGGAGGAGGAGGAGGAGGAGUGGGAGGAAGAGAUGAGUGAAGAGGAGGAAGAGGAUGGGGGGAAGAGGCCGACGGAUGUUGCCAAUGAGCUGCUUGAUGCCCGUUCUGGCCCCUCCAGGCCGGAGGUCCGCGCCCCGCCCCGCGGGCCCAUCAGCCCCCUGGAGGACGAGGCGCGGGGCUGGGCCGAGGCGCCCCUCUCCACGGCCCAGCCCUGGCAGGACCAGCUGGCCCGCCGCUGCGUGUGCGUCUCCAACGUGCUGCGCAGCCUCUCCGUCGUCCCCGGCAACGACGCCGAGAUGUCCCGCCACCCGGGUCUGGUGCUGCUGCUGGGGCGCCUGGCGCUCUUGCAUCACCGCCACCCCCCCCGGAGGAGCAGCAGCAGGAGGAGGAGGAGGAGGAGGCGGAGCCAGGAGGAGGAGCCGGCCGUGGGGUGCAGUCGGGACGAGUGGUGGUGGGAGUGUCUGGGGGCGCUGCGGGAGAACACCCUGGUGACCCUGGCCAACAUGUCGGGCCAGCUGGACCUGUCGCAGUACCCCGACACCGUCUGCCUGCCCGUGCUGGACGGCGUGCUGCACUGGAUGGUCUGCCCCUCGGCCGAGGCCCACGACCCCUUCCCCGCCGCCGCCGCCUCCUCCCCCCUCACGCCGCGCGGCCUGGCGCUGGAGGCGCUGUGCAAGCUGAGCAUCCAGGACGCCAACGUGGACCUGCUGCUGGCCACGCCCCCGCUGCGGCGCCAGGAGCGGCUGUUCGCGGCGCUGCUGCGGCUGGUGGGCGACCGCCGCAGCCCCGUGUCCCGGGAGAUGGCGGUGGCGGCGCUGUCCAACCUGGCGCAGGGCGAGGCCUCGGCCGCCCGCGCCCUGGCGCUGCAGAAGGGCGCGGUCGGGACCCUGAUCGGCUUCCUGGAGGACGGCGUCGCCGCGGCGCAGUACCGCCGCCACGCUCCGCCACCGGGGGGCGCCCCCCCGGAGCCCCCCAGCGUCAACAUGAUGUGCCGCGCGGCGAGGGCGUUGCUCGCGCUGGCGCGGCUCGGGGGCGACCGCGCCGAGUUUGUCCUGCACGAGAGCCGCCUGCUGGACGUGUCGCUGUCGGCGGCGCUGGCCCCGCCCGUGGCCGGCGUCUUGUGCGAGGUGCUGUUCAAGGUCGCCCGCUCGUCGUGACACGCGCACUGAGCAUGCUCAGUAGGUGUGUGUGACGGACGCUGGACGUAUAUUUUUAUUUAAAAGAAAAGAACGAUGAUGUAUGAAGUGUUUUUACAUAAAGAAUAUAUAUAGAAUAUAAAUAUACAGCCUAUUGGCUCCUUCAACAGGUUUUAAUUUGGGACUUUUAAAUAAUUUGAAUACAAAAUAUUUAAUACUUGGUAUUUUUACGUUUUGGUUGUUUUCUGUGUUUCUUGUUAUUCUUUGAACCAAAGUUGGAAGGCUUUGGUUGCUGGGGGUUCGAGGCGGCUCACCUCGGGGUCUGUCUCUGUGGAUGUGAACGACUUUAUUUAAAUAGUGUGUGUAUAUAGAGCCGUGUUCUGGUGUGCUGUAACAGCUUGACCUAAUGUCUACCGCCUACGGUGUGCAAUAGUGUUUAUCCAGCUGGUCUUGGAUAAUUCAGGGGAUUGAGCAAGAGGGGUGUGUGGUUGCUAAAUGUGAAUCAUUUUAAGAUAUAUUUCAACUAUCUUGGCCAACAAUGUUGCAGAACCGUACCAGUAUAAAACCGAACACAUCCUAAACAAAGUUCUGUUUUAGGUUUAUUUUCCAUCUUUAUGCAUCACUUUCAACUGUCACUUCACGACCAUCAGCGUCCGGGCCCCACGUGUAAAUAAAGUUGUACAUGUUUGUCUUCCUCGCUGAAGAGGCUGUGGGGUCGACACCGUAAUGGAGAUGGAUAACUUAAAAUAAUAAUAAUAAUAAUGGACGUUACAACUCACAAAUGUCCUUUUCGGUACAUGAACGGGAUUUAUCGAGACUUAUCGGGACAUGUGUGUGGUGCUGUCAUGAAAAAUAUCAUUUUUUACGUAAACAUUAACAUGCUAGUCUUGCUGUACAGCUGAAAAUUGUUAACGGUUGGCCAGGUUUCAACAAUUCAACCAAUGUAAAGAGAAGAUGCCCGCUGUUUAUUCCUUAUCUUUAUACACCUGUUUCACAACAUGAUGAAAUAAUAAAUGUACAUGGCAUCUGGUUGCACUGUGA